CACUACGCAGACCACAGUGCAGUCAGCAUUAGCAGUUGUCAACUUGUCAGUACCGAUCAAGACAGAGUACAACGCGCACGCUAUGCGGAGAAUUAUCUUGUUAUUUUGCUUUGCAGCGUAUGCGUUUGCGCAGGAAUUAUCAGUAAACACUACGCAUGGUAUGGUUGUUGGUAAACGUGCAACCGAUGGGGACUACUACACAUUUUAUGGGAUAAGAUAUGGAGGAUCAACUUCUGGAGCGAACCGAUUUAAGGCACCUACACCCGCUCCUACGUAUACAGGAGUCUACCAGGCUGACGAUAGUAGUGUUUUCUGCGCUCAACCGACAGCAAGAGGUCUCGUAGGAGUAGAAGACUGUUUAGUACUCAAUGUAUUUACUAGAAAUGCAUCGAUAAGUAGACCUGUCGUCGUUUGGCUGGAAAGCGAAGAAUAUACAACAUCACGGCAAGAACUCUUCACAUUUAAAAAACUGAUUGAUGAAGAACUCGUUGUAGUGUCCAUUCACUAUCGCCUUUCAAUCUUUGGAUUUCUAUGUCUUGGAGUACCUGCAGCACCAGGUAAUGCUGGCCUUAAAGAUAUCAUUCAAGGAUUGAAGUGGAUAAAUGUUAAUAUAGCUGGUUUUGGUGGCGACCCUAGAAAUGUUGUUUUACUUGGUCAUGGAUCGGGAGCUGCUAUAGCAGAGUUAAUAUCAUUGUCUCCUUUAGGACAUGACUUGGUUCAUAAAGUAAUAGCAAUAAGUGGCUCAGCCUUAGCUCCAUGGGCAGUCGCGUACGAACCCGUGCAAUACGCCGAAAGAUUUAGUGAAAAAUUAAGUUACUCUGGCAAGUCAAAAGAAAAUCUGGCAAAAUCCAUUGCAAAUACAGAUUUAAAUGUCCUUGUACCAUCUCUUAAGGACUUUACGUUUUUCAAUAACACCCCCCUCUUUGCUCCUUGUAUUGAGAGCUCGGAUAUUAGUGAAGAUGAAAGAGUGUUGCCAGACGCACCUAUUAACUUACUGCGUAGUGGAAACUAUAGUCAAAUUCCUUAUAUUUCUGUAUUUGUUGACAUGGAAGGGACAUUAAGGGCUGAGCAGGCUGCUUUUAACAAUUGGAUUGACACAAUGCAAGCAAACUUUAGUGACUUUCUCCCGGUAGACCUAAACCUAGAAUCAGAUCAAAAUAAGUCAGCUGUCGUACAAUCAAUCAGGGAAUUUUACUUUGCCCAGCAGCCUGUAAAUAUGGAAGGUUUUCUGAACUUUGAAGGAGAUACAUUGGUUGUUGUUUCAAUGAUUAGAGGAGUAACAGAAAGAGCUAAAACAUCUACAGCACCAGUUAGACUUCUGGAGUUUGCCUACCGCGGUACCCAUAACUCAGAUUGGCCUUAUACACAAAUCCGCUUAGACGGUGUCAAGCACGGUGGACUUUUGAACUAUCUUUUCGACUUUGAUCUACGCCCUGCUGAUGUCGCCGUGCAGACUGCUAUUCUGAGAAGAUUCAGCGAAUUCGCUAAGAAUGGAAAUCCUAACCCGACGAAUUACGUGAAUUCUGGAAUCACUUGGAACCCCUACACUGACAGCAGUCCCUUAUCUCUCCGAAUCAGUGGAGGCGAUGUCAUAACAGUGGGCAAGAGUUUCCAGGAAGAAGAGAGACUCAACAUUCACCAGCAGAGAAUGAAUUUCUGGAACAAACUCUAUUCUCAAUACUAUCACCCACCGCAAUCAGCUUCUUCCGCCGUAAAGAUAUUAAGUGUUUCUUUGACUGUAGUCUUUUGUCUAUUGUUUGUAAAACUCUUAUAAGUUUUUUCUUCACCUUACAUCUUGGUAUUUAGUUAAGGAUAUAACUAGCAGUGCACCAAAAAAUUUAGGCCUUUUAGUAGCUUUUUUUUUAUUUGGCGAGCUUACAGCAACAAUUACAAAUCAGCCAAGUAAACAUAAUUCUGAAUGUCAAUUACAAGCUACCGCUUUAGUAUAAACUUUUAUCUGUAGUGAUGGAGUUGGGUUUUAAAGGUUUUCAGAACAACUUUAAAAAUUAUAAAUAAAAAAAUCAUAGAAUUCACUGUUGGUAAAUCAAUUUGAUAUCCUUACUGAUUUUACUAUAUGAAAUUCUGUAUUUUAAUUAAAAAAAACCGUCCGUUUGACAUAUAAACUAGUUCUACUUUAAUUAAUGCAUUUAAUGUGUGUUAUUUAGACGUGAGAGUUAAUGCGUAUACUUAAGUUUGUAUAAUUAGUAUUAAGUAAUUCAAUAUAGGAACACUCGAAGAUUUUUUAAGAAUGCCAUAAAUAUAUAUUUGCUAUACGUAAUGACUAUUUGUCUCUUUCCGAGAGCUUUUUUCCCAAGUAACAUUACCGUGGUCCGUGCCCCAACUGUCAUCACUUCUGAAAUUUAUUAAGUGUGGGUCAGAUAAUCAGUUCGUGUCUAGCUGAACCGUCAUCUUGCUUCUUACUAGUGGGGUGUCGACGUGUUUUGUGUGAACGAAACAAGACCGUUAAUUUUUUUUCGUCGACUAGUCGACGGACUUGUUUAAAUCGUGGACUGUAGUUUACCUUCGACGGUAUUGUAGACGCUAGACAAGACAGUCAUUAUUACAAGUUUACUUUGCGAGGCGGAACGACCGAACCGACUGUAUGGGCUCGUCGCGAUCGCCAUGGCUUAGAAUAGACUGUAUUAAUUCAUAAUAAUGACAUUAAUUUAUCUCGAACUAAAUUAAAUAAAAGCAUUUUAAAAGAUCAACUGAUUUUAUGUAUAUGACUAGUGAGUAUCUAUUUGUUAAAAUUAAUUCAUGAUUUACAUUCUGUUGUAAUGGAUGGCAAACGAUAUUUUGUUUACGUUUGUCAUAGUCUAUAAAUUGAACUAGUUCAUUUGAAAUACGUGAACCGUCGAAUCGUCGACGCGUCAUCGACCUGUUGACUGAACUGGUUCGUUCAUUCAACGCCCAUCACUACUUCUUACUAGAUUAUUCAGUUUUCGUACGGUUGUAGCUCAAUUCAUCUUUGUCUACAUUUAUUGUCAUUUAUCAAAGGAAAUAUCGAAAAAUCGUGUAAGAAUGCUAUAGUAAAUAGCUAAGUAAUAUUUACUUUUUUACCUGGGUGGUUUCCUAUAUUAAAUCUUAUAGUUACUGGAUAAUAUCCAGAAUAUAUUUUGGACACAGCUAUUAGUUAUAACAACUUUGAAAUUAUUUUUAUUUUUUUUUUGAUUGACGCGUUACAUUGAAAUAAAAUGCUUUUUUUUCCCACCGACUUUUUUCCCCACCUCGAUGAAAAGCUCGCUUUUGGUCCCUGGUACGAGGGAAAAAAGUGGCCGAUUCUCUCCCGGCAAGACGACUUUUGUACCUCGUACCAGGGACUAAUAGCGAGCUUUUUACAUCCAGGUGGGGAAAAAGUCAUAUUACCACCCGCGCUUGUCAAUAUUCCGCAGGUGAGAAUGAUCUACUUUUCUUCUUGUUGCGUAAUAUACUAUUUAAAGGAUUAACACGCGUGUAAAUUUUACUGUAAUUUCACAUUUAAGUUAUCUGCGUAAAAGUGCCCAUGAAUACAUGCGCCUUCAAAGGUCACGAAACGUCUGGUUAAAUAAAUAAAUUAAAUUUUUACGCAAAUAACUCAAUGUAAAAAGUAUUUUAUUUAAAUAAUUUUUAAUUUUAAGCACGACAUGUUCUUAGCUAACUGUAUUUUAUUGUUUUCGUUUUGAAUUUGAUUUUAAAUAAAAACAAAAAAACGCCA
Messenger RNA from Leptidea sinapis, 3694 nucleotides. Its product is annotated as venom carboxylesterase-6-like. The transcript is spliced from 3 exons. The record is from RefSeq and is a predicted model, not a curated record. The coding region runs from base 83 to 1774 and encodes 563 amino acids. Lineage: Eukaryota; Metazoa; Arthropoda; Insecta; Lepidoptera; Pieridae.